Adineta steineri is the source of this 2176-nucleotide messenger RNA. Lineage: Eukaryota; Metazoa; Rotifera; Eurotatoria; Adinetida; Adinetidae. The record is from the annotation of a GenBank genome assembly.
UGAUUUAAAUCUUAUUAAUUCAACAAAAUUUAGUUAUACAGAACAACAAUUAAUUAAUUUUUGUCAACAAAUAUAUUUUUUUAUUCAAACGAAUCCAAGUUUAACACGAUUAUUAUCUCAUAUACCAAAAUUAAGUAAUUUAAUUCAAACAAAAAAAUUUCCUCCUCCUUCAGACGAACAACAAACUUAUCAUCAACCAUUACAACGUUUUUCAUCAAUAAGAUCUCAAGGUCAAUCAUUAAAAAAUUUCGUUUCAGAAGGUGCACAUACAUCAAUAAGUCAACAAUUAACACGUCUUGAAACAAAUGAUAGUGGAGUAGAUUUAACUGAACCACCUAUGGCAAGUCAAUUUUCAAAUUUAUUAUCUUCUCAUAGUCAUCCACAUUCAUUUAUUGAUCGUACACAAUCAAAUAGUAAACACACAUUUGUUGGUAAAACAGCAUCAUCACCAAUACCGGAACAUGGCACACUACAUGUUCCAGCUCGUAUGCCAUUAAAAGGUGUGUUAAGUGCUCCAGCACCAGCAAGUUCUUCAGAUUAUCGUCAUAAAAAUUCAACUUAUCAACAAUUUAAACAUAGAUCAACAUUAGCUAAAAGUGAUGAAGAUGAACAAGAAUCUCAAGAACAAACUAAUGAUUUCAAUCAUACAAAUGAAAGUUCCAAACCAUUAGGACAAUUCUAUUCACUUCGCUAUCGAAAUAUCAAACCUAAUCAAAAUUCCGAAGAUGUAUCACAAUAUUUAGGUGUUGAUGCUAAUUCAACUCCUGGACGAAAUACAUUUUUACAACCAAAUACAGGCAUGAAAGAUGUACCAAAAUGGUUAAAAAAUCUUCGUUUACAUAAAUAUGAUGUAUUCUUUUCACAAAUGACAUAUGAUCAAAUGAUGAAUUUAACUAUGGAGCAAUUAAAAAAACUUAAUAUAACUGAUGGUGCAUGUGCAAAAAUUUUAUUAAAUAUUAAAAAAUUAAAAGAACGUUCAAUAUUAUUAAAACAAUGCCUGACUGAUAUAGAUAAUGGACAAAUUGAAUUAUCAAAUGUUAUUGGACAAUUAACUGAAAUCUUAUCAACACCCAUACGUUCCAAACAACUUGAACUUGAAAAUAAUAGUGAAGAAGAUUUACCAGAAUUAAUUCUACAAAUUUUACAAAAAAUUUAUCAACAAUUAACAACAACUUCUCCACCAGACAUAUGUAAUAGUCUUCUUGGUUUAUUUGAUCGUUGUUAUAAACAUGAAGCAUUUAUUGAUAAUCAACGUGUUAUUGUUUUACAAUGGCGUGGACGUUUAUCAGCUAUGCUUCAAUCAUUAGGUAAAAUUGAAUAUAAAACAAUUCAAUCAACAUUUAGUCAUACACCACAACGUCGUUCAAUAAAAUCAUCGAUUAGACCAAUGAAAAGUUCAUUAGGUUUAUAUCAUUCAAAUCAUUCAACAAAUUCCGUACCAUUAAUGAAAUAUAAUUCUGAACCACAACAUAAUAGUUUAAUGGACUCAAAUUUAAUACGUCGUCCAAAUAAAUCACCAAUAAAUAUUUAUUCAACAACUGAAGAAACAAAUGAAGUUAAUAGUAUUCAAGCAUCAUUUAGUUGUAUAACAUCAACACCACAACGUAAUAAUGGAGCUUAUCUAGUUAAUAAUCAACAUCAAGCAUUAACUCGAAAAGCUAGUAUUGAUCCAUAUAGUGACCAUAAUUCAAAUAAUAAAACAAAAUUAUGUAAAACAAUUAGUGAUCCAAGUAAAAUACGUUUUUAUAAUCCAACACAAAUGAAUCAUAUGCAAUUCUCAUCAAUAAGAUCACAACAACAAAAUUUAUUUCCAACAUUUUCAACACCAUAUUCACAACAAACACAAUUUCCUGCACGAUCACCACCAACAACAACAACCACUGAUACAUCAACAUCACCUAUUAAAGAAUGUUAUCCAGAUAAUGAACACUCGGAUUUUUAUGGAAAUAAUAAUAAUAAUGCGACAUCAAUUUCAAGUGCAAGUGAUACAAAUGAACUGGAUAAUACCGAUGACCAACGACAAAAUGAUAGAGAUCUCGAAUCAUUUUAUCGUGAUAUGACCGAAAGUACGAUUAAUGAUGAUGUUAAUGAUUCAUUAGUUGAUCAUAAAGAUGAAAUCAUGGAUGUUUCAAAUCUUAAACAAUCUUUAAAUAAUUCAACAGAUAUAGAACAGUGA